AGAGAGCAAGGCACAGAGAGGUAAAAGGGGACAAUCCAGGGAGAUCAAGUUCUCCCCGGUUCCUCCCAUUCAUUUUUUCAUUCCCUUCUUCCCCCCCUCAAUCUCUAACCUGGCUGGCUUGGGAGGCUUUCUCCUUUCUUCUUCUUCUCUUGGAGCCUUUCCGACUUUCCUUCCCGGCUUCGAUCGGGUUUUCUUGGCUGGCAAAAUGAUCCCGGGUCCUUAGCUUGUUUGUUGCAUUCAAACGUGACGCUGUUUCUCCCCUUUCUGGGGCAGCAAAGUUUGGAAAGGUGUGUGUGUGAGAGAGGAUCGGUUCUGAUCCUUGGAGUGGAAGGGAGGAUCGCAGAGGGAAAGAUCCCUUCGCAUUUGAGCAGCAGCCAAAACUCUUUCUCCCUCUCUCUCUCUCUCUCUCUCUCUCUCUCUCUCUCUCUCUCUAUAUAUAUAUAUAUAUAAAUUACUGUAAUUCCUUUUGCUGUUCUUCUGUGCCAGGUCUUUCGGGGGUUGAGAUUGGGUAGGCUGGGGAGAAAUUGGCCCCUAAGGACCCCCAAAAAGUGAGCAUCGCCCCAAAACACAAGAGGGAGGGAGGAGAAGAAAGUUGGUUGUCGCAUCCCGAGUUGGAAAAGCACUGCCAGCGCUGCAGCCGGCUCCAAAGAGCAAGGAAAGCGGAGUCUUUUGGGGGGUCGGAUAGGUGAUCCAAGGCAAAGAAGCAGAAGCAGAGGCAGAAGACGCGUGUCUUUAAAAAGAAGAAGAGGCAGAAAUCCUCCGGGGAGAGUUUGGACUCAGGUUGCUUCUUUCUCUCUCACUCUUCCCACCCCAUUUCUCCCCGUUCUUUCUUUCUUAUUUGCCGUUUGUGAAGAGGGAGACUCUUGUGUUUCAGAGACGCCUCUCUCCACCUGGGCAGAGAGAGAGAGAACGAAACAGAGAGAGAGAGAGAGAGAGAGAGAGUUCCAAAACUUGCCCUUUCUUUUGGACACAAUUUUCCCCACCACUUUUUGGGGGUCAUUUAUUCCCGCCUCCCUGAUAAUUUCUAAACCCCUCUUUCUCUGCCCCUCCCCCAUCAAUCUUACUUUAAAUUAUUUUUAAAAUAACAAUUGCACUGGAAAAAGAAGAAUAAAAAGGGGGCAAGUCCACCAUCUCUUUCCCCUUCCGCUGCUCUUGCCGUCCUGCCUGGAAACGCCUGCGGGGAGGAAGCGGCCAUGGAAGUUACCACGGAUCAACCCCGGUGGGUCAGCCACCACCACCCGGCCGUCCUCAACGGGCAGCACCCGGAGUCCCAUCAUCCCGGCCUGGGCCACUCCUACAUGGACCCCACCCAGUAUCCCCUGGCCGACGAAGUGGAUGUACUUUUUAACAUCGACGGACAAGGCAACCACGUCCCGCCCUACUACAGCAACUCCGUGCGGGCCACCGUCCAGAGGUACCCGCCGGCCCACCACGCAGGUGGCCAGGUGUGCCGCCCGCCCUUGCUGCACAGUUCUCUCCCUUGGCUGGAUGGGAGCAAAGCUCUGGGAAGCCACCACCAUGGGACCUCUCCAUGGAACCUGAGUCCCUUCUCCAAGACCCCCAUCCACCACGGCUCACCUGGACCUCUCUCUGUCUACCCUCCGGCUUCCUCCUCAACUUUGUCAGCGGGCCACUCCAGUCCACACCUCUUCACCUUCCCACCGACCCCUCCCAAAGAUGUCUCCCCAGAUCCCUCCAUCUCCACUCCAGGUUCCACUGGAUCCAGCCGGCAAGAGGAGAAGGAGUGCAUUAAAUAUCAGGUGUCUUUGGCCGACACCAUGAAGCUGGAGUCUUCUCACUCCAGGAGCAGCAUGGCCUCACUAGGAGGGGCCUCUUCCUCCGCUCACCAUCCCAUCACCACCUACCCAUCCUACGUUCCUGAAUAUGGCUCUGGACUUUUCCCCCCUAGCAGCCUCUUAGGGGGAUCGCCGACUGGCUUCGGGUGCAAAUCCAGACCAAAAGCACGUUCCAGCACAGGCAGGGAGUGUGUAAACUGUGGCGCUACCUCGACCCCCCUAUGGAGGAGAGAUGGCACUGGGCAUUACCUCUGUAACGCCUGUGGACUGUAUCAUAAAAUGAAUGGGCAGAACCGCCCCCUGAUAAAGCCCAAGAGAAGGCUGUCAGCUGCAAGAAGGGCAGGAACAUCGUGCGCAAACUGCCAGACCACCACCACAACCCUGUGGAGGAGGAACGCCAAUGGCGAUCCAGUGUGCAAUGCCUGUGGGCUAUAUUACAAGCUCCACAAUAUUAACAGACCCCUGACUAUGAAGAAGGAAGGCAUCCAGACCCGAAACCGAAAAAUGUCUAGCAAGUCGAAAAAGUGCAAAAAGAUUCAUGACAGCUUGGACGAUUUCCCCAAGAGCAGCUCUUUCAACCCGGCCGCCCUCUCGAGACACAUGUCCUCCAUCAGCCACAUUUCGCCCUUCAGCCAUUCAGGUCAUAUGCUCACCACGCCGACCCCAAUGCACCCACCUUCCAGUCUGUCUUUUGGACCUCACCACCCAUCCAGUAUGGUCACUGCCAUGGGCUAAGAGCAUGCCUGGGGAAGAGAGAGAUGGAGAGAGAGAGAGAUAGAGACUUCCCUGCCUGAUUGCUUUUCCUUUAAAGUUCUCAAAAUGAGAGGACGUUUUCUAUGGACUUGCCUUCAUUGCUGGCGAGAGAGCAUUUUUGAACAUUCAAAGCCCUUGGGAAAUGGAUGGAGAAAGACAAAAAAACUAAGAAGGAAAAAGGAAAAAAAGGAGUACUUUUAAAAGUUGGUUUGAAGGCAUAAAAACAAACAGUCUCACGGAAAAGUGACCAUUGGCUGCACUCUCGAGUGUGUUCCUUCCACCACCAAAUUGGGAUUCCCAUUUGUGAAUAAACCAUACGGACACAAAAUCACUCUUGAACUGGGUUUCUAGUGCUGUGAAGAUGAUACAACAGGGCACCCUGCCAUCCCUCUUCCCCCUGCCCUGAAACCCCAGUCCCAAGCAGAUCGAUGCAGAACACUGUAUAACUUAUAUUGUAAGAAAUAAUGUACAUUUUUGGAGAAGACUGUGACAUCUGGUUAGCUGUGUAAAAAAAAAGGAAAGAAAAAACUAAACAGUUUGGAGUUUUUGGUCAAAGCACCACAAACAAAAUAUUGAGACAAACGUGAUUCAUGGUACAAUUCGAGAGGAACGAGGUCAAACUGGCAAAUGGACAAACUGACAGUUGUGGGGUUUUGUUUUUUUGCUUCUCUCUCUUUCUCUUUCUCUCUUUCUUCACUUACUGGCUCAAGUUGUUUUGAUGCAUUAAAAAAAUAAAUUAAUCCAAGUUGUAGGCAAAUCAUUCAUUCCAGGCUAUGGGCCUCUGAAUUAAGGGGGAAAUUUCUGAACAGUUUCAAGGCAAUCAGUGUGACAUUCCGCUUCUUGCCACGAUGAGUUUGUCCAGGCCUAUACGCAUUGUGAACAAGUUCUUGUAAUUGUUGUUUGUAUGUAUAACUCAAAGCACCAAAAUAAGACAAGAUGUAGAUUUAUUUCAUCCUAUGAUACAGACUGAAUGGUUGUACAAAUUUUACUUACGGCUGGUGUUAAGAACUGCGCUUUUGGUUUUGUUUUCAUAUUUUUCCUCCUUUUUUUGGAGAAUAAACUAGAUUAAAUUCUGUUGAUUUGAUGUUGGCUUGUGCUUUGUGGAAGAACAAGAACUCUGUGACAUAAAUCCAGUUGUUAAUACCAAUUAC
Sceloporus undulatus (fence lizard) is the source of this 3700-nucleotide messenger RNA. It is a transcript of the gene GATA3, whose product is annotated as GATA binding protein 3. The record is from RefSeq and is a predicted model, not a curated record. The coding region runs from base 1194 to 2531 and encodes 445 amino acids. Gene Ontology annotation, biological process: immune system development; negative regulation of transcription by RNA polymerase II; regulation of epithelial cell differentiation. Gene Ontology annotation, molecular function: RNA polymerase II cis-regulatory region sequence-specific DNA binding; DNA-binding transcription factor activity, RNA polymerase II-specific; zinc ion binding. Lineage: Eukaryota; Metazoa; Chordata; Lepidosauria; Squamata; Phrynosomatidae. Gene Ontology annotation, cellular component: nucleus. The transcript has 6 exons.